UCGAGACGUGUCUACCAUCAUUUAGUCUUAACGUUAAUACUAAUCACCAUGUCUUCUGUGAUUUUCACUAUAUUGUGUUCUUUAUGUUUUUGUGAAGGUGCUAAAAUAUUGGCUGUUGUUUCUACACCUAGCUACAGUCAUCAGGUUUACUUUCAUAAUUUAUGGCGCGAGUUGUUGGCCAGAGGACACCAUGUCACCCUUAUUUCAACCGAACCGAUAUACGAUAAUGAUUUGAUUAAUUUAACCAAUAUUAAUAUAAACGCAACUUAUGAUGCUGUGGAUAAAAUGAAAUUGAUGGGGAAGGAGUUUUCCAUGUGGCAAUUGAUAAAUCAAUUCGAAGAUUUCUUAAGAACCUCGACGAAAUUACAUUUUUCUCAUCCAGAAGUUAAAAAAUUACUAAAUGAUUCGAGUGCACAUUUUGAUUUGGUGAUCUACGAGCUGGUAGCUUCCUCUUUAGUAUAUUCUUGGAAAUUCUCUUGCCCAUCGAUUUUGGUUUCUUCCUUGGAUAGCAGUUUGGAGGACCAUUUUAUACUGGGUAACUCUUUUCAUCCUCUUGUUACUCCAGAACAAAAUGUUCACAUCGCAGAUCCAGAAAAAAUAUCUUUCUUAGAAAAAUUAGUAUCAAUCACUUACAGUGUGUCGUGUAUUAGUUUUAUGUAUACAAAAUUUUAUCCUGCCGCAGAAGAGGAAAUUAAAAAGCAAUUGGGGUAUGAUGUUCCUUCUUUGUGGGAGUUAAGUAGGAAUAUAAGCUUGAUUAUGGAUGCCACUAAUCCAAUUUUUCAUAAUAUUAGAGCAGUAGGGCCUAAUACAAUACACAUCGGUAGUGGUCUACAUAUAAACAAACCGAAAUCUUUACCUGAAGAUCUUAAAGAUUUUUUGGAUAAUUCUCCAGUACCAGUGGUGUACUUCAGUUUAGGGACAAAUGUAAAAGGAAACCUUCUGAACCAAACCACCAAGGCAGAAUUUUAUAAGGCUUUUUCUGAACUUCCCUACAAAUUCCUCGUCAAAGUGGAUUGGGAAAAUUUGACCAUUCCGAAAAAUGUGAAAGUCGCUAGAUGGUUACCACAACAAGAUGUAUUAAGGCAUGCAAAUGUAAAACUGUUUAUAACCCAAGGAGGUCUUCAAUCGCUGCAAGAAGCUGUAACAAACGCUAUACCAAUGGUGGGAAUACCAUUUUUCGGGGACCAAUUCCAAAACGUUCAAAAAAUCGUCAAAAGAGGCAUCGCCGUUAAACUUCACAGGCAUGAAAUCAGCAAAGAAACCAUAAAAAAUGCUAUAACCAAAGUAUUAACUGACCCCACCUACAAACAAAAAGUCGAAGAGAUGCGUGAUUUAAUGUACGACGAGCCAAUGACAAGCUUGGAUAAAGCCAUCUGGUGGAUAGAGUAUGUACUUAGACACAAGGGGGCGCCACUGUUCAAGAGCAACGCCGCCAAUAUGCCUAUGUACGAAUAUUUGAUGCUAGAUGUAAUCGGAGCUGUUUUAGCAUUUUUAAUAGUUUUGAGUGUUUUUAUUAAGCUUAUAUACAAAUCAUUAAAAUUUAUAUUGAGUAGGUUAAUUGGAGGAUAUUUUGUAAAAUCUAAAAAGAAGAGAGAUUAAAUGUUUAAUUUAUUAAAU
This is a messenger RNA of Brassicogethes aeneus, 1617 nucleotides long. NCBI's taxonomy places the organism in Eukaryota, Metazoa, Arthropoda, Insecta, Coleoptera, Nitidulidae. The record is from the annotation of a GenBank genome assembly.